This is a messenger RNA of Acinonyx jubatus (cheetah), 2315 nucleotides long. Its product is annotated as tripartite motif-containing protein 10. Gene Ontology annotation, molecular function: protein binding; zinc ion binding. Bases 701 to 2146 code for a protein of 481 amino acids. Lineage: Eukaryota; Metazoa; Chordata; Mammalia; Carnivora; Felidae. The record is from RefSeq and is a predicted model, not a curated record. The transcript has 7 exons.
UCAUUGGGCUGGGGGGUAGGAGUGUGGGGUGUGCAGUCACCAUAAAUGAGUGCUGGCCGCUGCUCUUUUUCUCUGUCUCCCCCACGGGGGGUUUGGUGCAGCCUACUUAGAAGCCUGUGGCAGGCCGCUGGGGGCAUCACUGGGGAAGCUGUCUGGGCUGUGUUGCCCUGAGCACUGCCUUAUCUGGGUCCCGACACCCCCUGCCUGCCCACUGCUUGCCCUGGGUCCGCUGAUACCUGUAAUCUCCCUGGGCACAGCUGGCCACGUUGCAGGGGCUGGGCUGGCAUCUCUGCUCUCUGACUCAGUCUCCCUCCCACCCCCAAAGGAGGGACCUAUCUGUCAAGUGUGGGCGGCCGAGAUAGCAGCACUGACGUGCGUGUGGAUGAACAGGAGGGAACGCUGAGCCCCAGGCUGCGGACACCAGCCCAGAGAGUAACCAAGGUCACCUCUGCAGCUGCGGGCUCUUCGUCCCCCCUCUCCUCUGCUGCUUGUCCGUCUGUCUUGGACCGUCGCAUCUGUGGCUUUGGGACAGGGACAGAAGACCCCGGGCGUGUAGGCGGAUGCCUUGCCUCUGGGCACGUGUGUGUGCAGGUGACCAUGAGGGUGCCCGUGCGUGUGUGAGAUGUGCCCGUGUGUCCUGACCGCUUCCCCAGCCAAGCAGAGAGGGCGACCUUGAGGAGCCAGUGGGCACAGCAGCACCAUGGCCUCGGCCGCCUCUGUGAGCAGUCUGGUGGAUGAGGUCAGCUGCCCCAUCUGCCAAGGCACCCUCAGGGAGCCGGUCACCAUCGACUGCGGCCACAACUUCUGCCGCAGCUGCCUGACCCGCUACUGUGAGGUCCCGGGCCCGGAGCCAGAGGAGUCCCUCGCCUGCCCGCUCUGCAAGCAGCCCUUCCGCCCGGCGGGCUUGCGGCCCAACUGGCAGCUGGCCAGCGUGGUGGACAACAUUGAGCGCCUCAGGCUGGUGCCCACGCCGGGCCUGGACGAGGAGGACGUGUGCAAGGAGCACGGGGAGAAGAUCUACUUCUUCUGCGAGGACGAUGAGACGCAGCUGUGCGUGCUGUGCCGCGAGGCCUGGGCGCACCAGGCCCACACCGUGCGCUUCCUGGAGGACGCAGCCGGGCCCUACCGGGAGCAGAUACAGAAGUGUCUUGAGGGUCUAAGAAAAGAGAGAGAAGAGAUUCAAAGAAUCCAGGCAAGAGAAAACCAGAGGACCCAAGUCCUGCUGUCGCAGGUGGCCACCAAGAGGCAGAAAGUGAUUUUCGAGUUUGCGUAUCUGAGCCAGUUCCUGGAGGAACAGCAAAGCGUCCUCCUGGCCCAGCUGGAGGCGCUGGAUGCGGACAUCUUGAGGCAACGGGAGGAGUUCGACGCGCUGGUCGGUGAGGAGAUCUGCCGCUUUGGCAGCCUGAUCUCAGAGCUGGAGGAGAAGAAUGAGAGGCCAGCGCGAGGGCUCCUGACGGACAUCAGAAGUACUCUGCUCAGAUGUGAGACCAGGAAGUGCCGGAGACCAGAGGCUGUGUCCCCCGAGCUGGGCCAGAGGAUUCGGGACUUCCCGCAGCAGGCCGUCCCACUGCAGAGGAAGGUGAAGCUGUUUCUGGAGAAACUCUGCUUCGAGUUGGACUAUGAGCCAGCGUGCCUCUCUCUGGACCCCCAGACCUCGCACCCGAAGCUCCUGCUGUCUGAGGACCACCAGCGGGCUCAGUUCUCCUACAAAUGGCAGAGCUCGCCGGACAACCCGGAGCGUUUCGACCGGGCCACCUGCGUCCUGGCCCGCGGUGGCUUCACGGGGGGGCGGCACACGUGGCUGGUAAAGCUGGACCUGGCCCACGGGGGCAGCUGCACGGUGGGUGUGGCCCGUGAGGAUGUGCGGCGGAAGGGGGAGCUGAGGCAGCGGCCCGAGGAGGGCGUGUGGGCCGUGAGGCUGGCCUGGGGCUUCGUCUCGGCUCUGGGCUCCUUCCCCACGCGGCUGGCCCUGGAGGAGCAGCCCCGGCAGGUGCGGGUGUCCCUGGACUACGAGGUGGGCUGGGUGACCUUCGCCAACGCUGUCAGCCAGCAGCCCAUCUACACCUUCACUGCCUCCUUCACCCAGAAGGUCCUCCCCUUCUUCGGGCUCUGGGGCCGAGGCUCCAGCUUCUCCCUGAGUUCCUGAGAGGGCACGGCCGCCCUCCUCCAAGUCCAGACUCAUCCGGGGGAGCAGAAAUGUGUCGGCUGAGGACUUUGCAAGGACCAGGGCAGUGCCCUGCAGUCUGCUGACUCACCUCUCUCUGGGACCCCCAGCAGAGGCCAGCGCAUGUGGGGGCGGACCCUGGCGAGUCCCC